AUGCACCCUUAUCUCAUUUCCGAAACCACUCCUGACCACCAUCACCGAAAACUACCAAACACCCUUCAUCUCCCUCCAAACAACUCUUAUCCUAUCCCUCAUUCUUCCUUUUCACGCGCUACUGCAUCGUUUAACAUCCUCACCGUAUCUGCCAUAGCCUGCCUUCUGUUGGGUCGAACCGACAACGCGAUUAAGAAUCACUGGAACUCUACUUUGAAACGCAAGUGUUCUUCUAUUAUGAUCGAUGAAUCUCCACCGUUGAAAAGAUCUGUAAGUGUUGGUGCUGCUAUACCUGUUGGUAAUGGGAUUUACAAGAACCCUCCCACUCCGGGAAGUCCUUCUGGAUCCGAUGUAAGCGAGUCCAGUGUACCUAUAGUGAACUCUUCUCAUAUUUAUCGUCCUGUCCCUACAAGAACCGUUGCGGCUCUACCUCUCGUAGAAUCGAAAACGACGUCGUCUUCCAAAUCCAAUGAUCCUCCAACUUCACUUUCGGUAUCACUUCCUGGUAUUGAUUCUUCUUCUGAAGAUUCAAAUCGUGUUACUGAGCCUGUUACUACUAACCGCCUCUGUUCACAUCUUCUCUUCAAUCUCUUUCUCAUCUUAAUCUCUCUCAUAAUAAACUUCAUGGUAAUCUUCAAAGUCCGUUUUUUUUCAAUUCAUAACCAUCUUUUAGUUCUUGAUUUGAGUUACAAUCGUUUCUCCGGUGAACUGCCACUUUGGAAUGGAAUCAGAAAUGGCAGUGUUGUUGUUCAGGUGUUUGAUUUGUCUAGUAAUUCAUUCAAUGGAACAUUGCCUGUUUCUCUGAUUCGGAAUCUUGCUGAAGGAGAUAAGAGUUCUUCUUUGAGAUUCUUGGAUUUUUCUUCCAAUGAUUUUGACGAUGCUAUUCAGACUGGUUUAGGUGCAUGUUCUAAGCUUGUGAGAUUUAGAGUAGGUUUCAAUCUACUAUCAGGGAAUAUCCCAAUUGAUGUUUAUGAUUUGACAGGUUCUAUUCCUAAGGAUAUUGGUAAGCUUUUGAAAUUGGAAAAAUUGCUUCUUCAUGUCAACAAUUUGACUGGUACGAUUCCGCCAGCUAUCACCCUCCGUUUCCGCCACCCUUAUCUCAUUUCCGAAACCACUCCUGACCACCAUCACCGAAAACUACCAAACACCCUUCAUCUCCCUCCAAACAACUCUUAUCCUAUCCCUCAUUCUUCCUUUUCACGCGCUACUGCAUCGUUUAACAUCCUCACCGUAUCUGCCAUAGCCCGCCUUCUGUUGGGUCGAACCGACAACGCGAUUAAGAAUCACUGGAACUCUACUUUGAAACGCAAGUGUUCUUCUAUUAUGAUCGAUGAAUCUCCAUCGUUGAAAAGAUCUGUAAGUGUUGGUGCUGCUAUACCUGUUGGUAAUGGGAUUUACAAGAACCCUCCCACUCCGGGAAGUCCUUCUGGAUCCGAUGUAAGCGAGUCCAAUGUACCUAUAGUGAACUCUUCUCAUAUUUAUCGUCCUGUCCCUACAAGAACCGUUGCGGCUCUACCUCUCGUAGAAUCGAAAACGACGUCGUCUUCCAAAUCCAAUGAUCCUCCAACUUCACUUUCGGUAUCACUUCCUGGUAUUGAUUCUUCUUCUGAAGAUUCAAAUCGUGUUACUGAGCCUGUUACUACUAACCGCCUCUGUUCACAUCUUCUCUUCAAUCUCUUUCUCAUCUUAAUCUCUCUCAUAAUAAACUUCAUGGUGUUUGAUUUGUCUAGUAAUUCAUUCAAUGGAACAUUGCCUGUUUCUCUGAUUCGGAAUCUUGCUGAAGGAGAUAAGAGUUCUUCUUUGAGAUUCUUGGAUUUUUCUUCCAAUGAUUUUGACGAUGCUAUUCAGACUGGUUUAGGUGCAUGUUCUAAGCUUGUGAGAUUUAGAGUAGGUUUCAAUCUACUAUCAGGGAAUAUCCCAAUUGAUGUUUAUGAUUUGACAGGUUCUAUUCCUAAGGAUAUUGGUAAGCUUUUGAAAUUGGAAAAAUUGCUUCUUCAUGUCAACAAUUUGACUGGUACGAUUCCGCCAGCUAUCACCCUCUGUUUCCGCGUAAGUUUCUUUACAUACUCCUCAAUCAUGUAG
Messenger RNA from Vicia faba (fava bean), 2082 nucleotides. Lineage: Eukaryota; Viridiplantae; Streptophyta; Magnoliopsida; Fabales; Fabaceae. The record is from the annotation of a GenBank genome assembly.